UUUUUAUGUCUUUUUUAGAUAAGAAUUCACCCUGGAGGUGCAAAAAUUUUACACCGUGUUAUUGGAACUGAUAUUACCAACGAUUUUUUCUUAGAUACUUCAGAUCAGUCAAAGUUUACAUUUGAUCAAAAAGAUAGUGAAAACCGCCAUUCAAUGAUUCAAUAUAAUACACUUAAAAAAUAUGAUGACACAUCUAGUUUUGAUGAUUCUAAGCAAAAGAAAGCAGUACUAAAGAGACGUUCAAUAGCAAACGUUUUUGAUGUAAUUAAUAGUUCAUCAUUUAAAAAUUCUAGAGUGGCAACACAUCACCAUUCAACGUUUGCGACAACAAAAUUAGCAUCUAUGGUAAUAGCUAAAGUAAAUGAAUAUUCUGAUGAUUUACACAAAAUUCAACAAGUUGAAAGUGAACAUAAUCCGCAUGUUUUUAAAAGAUAUAUAUUGGUUAAUAAGGAAAUUGUAUCAAGAAGUGAUGCUCGAAGACCCGUAAUUAAACUUACAUUUCAAGUUAUUAAUUAUGAACAAUUACCAGAAUUCUUGCCAGGAGAUUAUAUUGAAAUUUUAUGUCAUAUUAAAGGGCAAGUACUAUUACGAUCUUAUACACCACUUCAAUCUGAUAAAGAAAAAUGUUUCUCGAUUAUAAUUAGAGUUUAUGAAGAAGGACUAAUGUCUAGACAUUUAAUGAAACAAUUAGUUGGAUUUGAAAUUAAAGUCCGUGGUCCAUUUGAUAUUAGUAACCAAAUAUCUCCAGUUCUUAGUCCUUCAAGUCCUAAUUCUUCAAAUCUUAGUCCUUCAAACCUUAAUCCUUCACAUUUAAGUAGAUAUUUAAGUAGAUAUUAUGAGCCAUCUCCAAGACAUAUAUUAUUGAAUUCCUUAUCAAAUGAUAAAUGUUGGGAUGUAUUAUUUAUGAUUGCAGGAGGAACUGGAAUAACUCCUAUGUUACAACUAAUAAAAUACCAUUUAAAUUACCUAAAUCAAUCACCUAAUAGAAACUUCAAAUUGUUUUUACUAUUUGCAAAUGAAACAAUCUCGGAUAUAUUUUAUUUUAAAUAUUUAGAACAUCUAGUAGCAGCAAGUAAUGGAAAAUUAAAAAUAACAUAUAUACUUACACGACCACCAUCAAAUUGGGAAGAAUUAAGCGGACAUAUAAAUGAAGAUAUAUUAUGUAAAUGGCUUUCAAAUAAUUAUAUACCAGAUGGUUUAGAUCAAGUUACUGAAAAUGAAAAUUCUACAUAUUAUAUGAAAAGAUAUAUGCAAGCUUUAAUACAAGAUUCCAAACAUACUAUUAAACUAAUUACAUGUGGGCCUCCUUUAAUGAUUGAUUCCAUUGAAGAAUCUUUAAAUAAUAUUGGAUUUCCUAUUAAUGAUAAAGCCAUUUUUAUUAGAUAAUAAUACUUAUAAAAUUUAUGU
Molecule: messenger RNA, 1407 nt
Organism: Rhizophagus irregularis DAOM 181602=DAOM 197198
Lineage: Eukaryota; Fungi; Glomeromycota; Glomeromycetes; Glomerales; Glomeraceae
Source: RefSeq, a predicted model, not a curated record